Brassica napus (rape) is the source of this 2115-nucleotide messenger RNA. RefSeq lists its product as uncharacterized. NCBI's taxonomy places the organism in Eukaryota, Viridiplantae, Streptophyta, Magnoliopsida, Brassicales, Brassicaceae. Gene Ontology annotation, molecular function: nucleic acid binding; zinc ion binding. The coding region runs from base 1 to 2115 and encodes 704 amino acids. The record is from RefSeq and is a predicted model, not a curated record. The transcript has 2 exons.
AUGGACCAGUCAGAUAAAGAAGACAAUGAGAUGAGAGAUGAGCCAGCUGAAGAAGAUGUCCUAGCUAUACCAGAAGGUCCUAUCACUCGUUCCAAGAGUAAACAACUCAAGCAAGCCAUUGGGGGAUUACUCAUGAUAGCCUGGAAGCAAGAAGAAGGUACUAUGGCUAUUGACGCCGAGGAAGAUGAAGGAGUUAGCCUCGAGCAUAAAGCUUUGCUUGAAGCUUUGACUCGCCGUAUGAGUACGAUGAUGGAAACAAGAUUGGGUACUUUCCGCGAAGAGGUUGAUGCGCAAUCUUCAGAACCUAGACGAGAACCCAGGCAGAACCGACGCACGCAGGCUAGACGUGAGCAUGAGGGUUCAGAGGAGACUGAUAACUACUACGAAAGAGAUCGACACAGCUCAGAUUCUAGACACAGCAGUCGUAGUAACCAUAGACACAGGCGUGAUCAUUGGCAACGCAAUGAACUCGCGGGAGUAAAGCUGAAAAUCCCUCCUUUCCACGGCAAAGCUGAUCCAGAUGCCUAUCUUGAGUGGGAGAAAAAGAUUGAGCUGGUUUUUAACUGUCAACACUACACGGAGCUUAAGAAAAUUCAAGUGGCUGCUACCGAGUUCUACGAUUACGCUUUAAGCUGGUGGGAUCAAUUGGUUACAAACAAACGGCGCAAUGGUGAGUUUCCUAUUGAGACAUGGGCGGAGAUGAAAGCAGCAAUGCGCAGGAGGUUUGUGCCGAGCCAUUACCAUCGUGAUCUUCAUCAGAGAUUGAGAAGGCUCACACAAGGAUCGCGAUCUGUAGAAGAGUAUUUCCAAGAGAUGGAAUUGUUAAUGUUGAGAGCUUGUAUAUCAGAGGAUAGAGAGGCUACUAUGGCACGGUUCCUUGGAGGACUUAAUCGUGAGAUACAAGACAAUGUGGAGAUGCAGCACUAUGUUGAGCUGGAAGAGAUGUUGCACAAAGCAAUUCUGGUGGAGCAACAGAUUAAGAGGAAGCAUCAUUCACGUGGGAGCUACGGUACCAGCAAGUAUCAGCAAGUUAAAGACGAGAAACCAGCAUAUCAGAAGGAGAACAAGUCUCAGCAGAAAGAAGAAACAAAGCAAGGCAGCAUUUUUACCAAAGACAAAGACAAAGGGAAAGCUGAAGCUACUUCUUCUCGGACCAGAGAUGUUAAGUGUUUCAAAUGUCAAGGGCGUGGGCAUUACGCAAACGAGUGCACCAACAAACGUGUUAUGAUCCUCUUGGAGAAUGGAGAAUUUGAAUCUGAGGAUGAGAAGCUUGAUACUGAUCAGGAGCAUUCCGAGGAAGAAUAUGAAGAAGAACCAGUGCGAGGGAGAUUGUUGGUUGCAAGGAGAACUCUCAGCUUGCAAAAUAAAACCGAGGAGCUUGAGCAGAGAGAAAACUUGUUCUACUCACGCUGCAUGGUUCAAGGAAAGAUAUGCAGUCUGAUCAUUGAUGGUGGAAGCUGUGUUAAUGUUGCUAGCGAGACAAUGGUGAAGAAGCUUGGUUUGAAAACUCAAAAGCAUCCUAAACCUUACCGGCUGCAGUGGCUUAACAAAGAAGGUGAGAUGAGGAUCUCCACACAAGUCUCUAUACCUUUGUCCAUUGAGAGAUAUGAAGAUGAGAUACUCUGUGAUGUGAUACCAAUGGAAGCAAGUCAUAUCUUGCUUGGAAGGCCGUGGCAGUUUGAUAGGAGAGUUACACAUGAUGGCUUUACUAAUAAGCACUCUUUUGAGUUCAAUGGCAAGAAGACUAUUUUGGUGCCUCUCACUCCUAAGGAAGUGCAUCAAGAUCAGUUGCAGCUUCAGAAGAAGAAAGAAAUAGAUCUCAAACCCGAGCAACACAAGCAGCACAACUUCUAUGCCAAGAUUGGUGACAUCAAAAGAUCUCUUUACUCUAAUCAGCCUAUUCUUUUGCUUGUGUUUAAAGAAACUCUCUUGAAUCUAACUGAUUUUACACCGGAGUAUCCGAGUGAGGUGUCAGCUCUUUUACAGGACUUUGAAGAUGUAUUUCCUGAAGAUAAUCCAAUUGGUUUUCCUCCUAUACGUGGGAUUGAGCACCAGAUUGAUUUUGUACCAGGAUCUACUCUUCCUAACAGGCCAGCAUACAGAACUAACAGUUGA